This is a messenger RNA of Fulvia fulva, 1827 nucleotides long. RefSeq lists its product as uncharacterized. NCBI's taxonomy places the organism in Eukaryota, Fungi, Ascomycota, Dothideomycetes, Mycosphaerellales, Mycosphaerellaceae. The transcript is spliced from 3 exons. The record is from RefSeq and is a predicted model, not a curated record. The coding region runs from base 1 to 1827 and encodes 608 amino acids.
AUGCGGUACAAGGACUUGACCGGAAAUGACCUUGGUAGAGAACAAGUGAUCGACGUGAACAAUAGUCGUACUGAAGCUCAACUCGAGUUCAUUGAUCAUUAUCUCCAAGGCAAAGGGAAGACCGCACCGCGAUCUAAACCAGUCCCGUCCGGAGAAGACUUUGUCAAGAUGGUUCAUUUCCAUUAUGCAAAAGACACCGCCCGAUAUGAGAACGAGCGACAACGAGUUCAGCAGGCCUUUUUGAUGAUUAUACAUGCCAGUAGCGGGCUCCGCCCCAGCUCCACGACGCGCACUCGUGCAAUACGACUGGCCAGUGAUAAAGAGCAUCGGUCGUCCAACUGCAAUGCGGAAAAUGACAGCGGCGAGGAUGACGGCGAAGACUCAAGCAUGGACGACGCCGUCUCUAAGCUACGCUAUCGAGAUCUGCAGUUGUCCGCCAUACGUACCAAGAGUGGGAUCCGAUACCUGGUCCAGCCAAGAUUUCGUCACUUUAAAGGGGAGACGCGAAGGGCACAACGCAAAAUCUUUCAGUGGCCCGAUCAAGAUGACGUCUUGACUUGCCCUGUAUCGCACCUGGUCGCUCUUGCGCUCGAUGACAACGCAUUCGCUGCAGGCAUCAACUCUGCGUCAGAUUUUUUUAAGAUCGGAAUACCAGAUUGUGACGACAUGUUACCAUUCCCGUGGCGCCGCGAAAUCCUCGACGUUCCGGUCAUGCGACAGACACCCGACUGGAAGGCGCUGGAGCUAAGCAAUGGCGCGACUUUGAAAAGACUCUCAAGCCUCGGGAAAAACAUCUGUGGCUACAAACAAUCCUUGACCUGGUACUGUCUACGUCGUAUGGUAUUGAAUGCGGUCGACGGCAUAGGCUCUGAGGAAGCACGUAAUCAGAUUUCUGGCCACUUGGACAGCCGUACAUACCGAGCACACUACCUGGACCAACACAUCCACAUUGACGUGAUCGCUGCAGUCAAGGGACGUAAGGGUGAGGACGAGAUCAUACGCCAGGCAAAUAGCAUGGGGAUGUUGGCAGACCCAAGAUCCAAUCGCCCGCUGUCAGCAAAGGAUCUUGAAUCAAUUGACAGUCUCCCAGAGGUGGUUGAAGCAAGCAUGGCCUUCCAGACUGCUGCCUCUGCCGUCAAGGAUGAAUACGAGUUCAUCGAGAGCGCUCCUAAAGACGACCCGUUGUACCGGACUUACGAUCAGGCUCGGAAGACUCACCGGGCUCUGAAACAGCGACUCCAACAUCGAUUGCAAGCAGAUCAUCGACAGGCUUACUUUGAGGCUAAAAGCCUCGCAGUGAUAGAAGCGCAGCUUCAUGACGAUGUCCAACGGCCGGUUCUAGAUAUCGAGGAAGAGCACCACCAUAUUCCCGAGCGAGCAUACCUGGCAAGCUUGACAAAAAGUACAGAGGAUAUUCGGGAACAGCCAGUCAGCCAGCGAGCGGCCGCUGUCAACGCUUUGGCUCGCCUCUGCACGUUGGUGGAAGCGAAGCCUACGAAGUCUCGCUCGACGUCACCAGGAAAAGACGGAAUCAAGGCCAGUCUUAAGGAAUUCGAGGUUGAGGAGACUCCCAUUGAGUGCCACAAGCUUCAGUGUCUAUUCUGCAUCGGAGAUGAAAGACUCUCAUUCAAGGAUCAAACACGACGCUUCUGCCGGGAACAGAAGCUGUGGGAUCACACGAGGAACCACCUCGCACCCCUGGCGCAUUUGAGCGAGGUGCGAUGCCCACACCCCCACUGCCGCUCAGGAUCCGUGAAGUUGCAAGGCAUACAGCACCUCAAGAACCACGCACAUGCUGUGCAUGGCAUCAGGUUGCAGAAGGGUUGA